Molecule: messenger RNA, 1944 nt
Organism: Diaporthe batatas
Lineage: Eukaryota; Fungi; Ascomycota; Sordariomycetes; Diaporthales; Diaporthaceae
Exons: 2
Coding region: 162-1820 (552 amino acids)
Biological process (GO): carbohydrate transport; transmembrane transport
Cellular component (GO): membrane
Molecular function (GO): carbohydrate:proton symporter activity
Source: RefSeq, a predicted model, not a curated record
CCCCGCGUCGGCAGACACCCACGUACCGAUCACUAGGGCGGACGUGCUCACCCUGCCCAUCAUAUAAUACCGUCCAACCUCGCCUCCUUCUUACCAGUCUUCAGGAACCGCAACAACCAUCCAUCUCUGACUGACUCCUUCAAUCGCCAAUAUUCUUCAUCAUGAAGAAAUUCUUCGGCCUCAGGGGCCAGGCCCUCAACUAUGCCGUGGGCGUCAUAGCAGGCUGUGAUUUCCUGCUUUUCGGUUAUGACCAAGGUGUCAUGGGUGGCAUCUUGACUUUGCCUGUCUUCCUUGAACAGUUCCCGCAAAUCGACCCCUCGGCCGGCCCAGACUCGGCUACGCGCUCCACUCACCAAGGCAUUGCGGUUGCGUCCUACAACCUGGGCUGUUUUAUCGGCGCUGUCAUCACCAUCUGGAUUGGAAACCCCCUAGGUCGCAAGAGGAUGAUCAUGCUCGGAACCGCAAUCAUGCUCGUCGGUGCCAUCCUCCAGGCUUCAGCAUUCUCCCUUGAGCACUUCAUCAUCGGCAGAAUCAUCACCGGCAUAGGCAACGGAGGCAACACUUCCACCGUCCCUACCUGGCAGUCAGAGACAUCCCACGCUCACAAGCGUGGCAAGCUCGUCAUGGUCGAGGGUGCUUUGAUCACCGGAGGUGUCAUGCUGUCGUACUGGGUCGACUUGGGCCUCUCCUUCGCCCCCGGCUCCGUGGCCUGGAGAUUCCCCCUGGCCUUCCAGAUUGUGUUCUGUAUCUUCAUCCUCGCCUUCAUUUGGGCCCUUCCCGAAUCGCCCCGCUGGCUUAUCCUCAAGGGGCGCGAAGACGAAGCCCGCGAGGUCCUGGCUGCAUUGAGCGACUUGGACGUCAAUGACAAGCUCAUCCACAGCGAGUUCAACGAGAUCAAGGACACCGUCCUCGAGAUGUCCAAGGGUUCCUUCGCCGAUCUUUUCACAAUGGGCGAGGACCGCAACCUGCACCGCACCCUCCUCGCCUACGUCAACCAAAUGUUCCAGCAGAUCUCUGGGAUCAACCUCAUCACAUAUUACGCGGCCGUCAUCUACAGCAACCUCGGCAUGUCCGACUUCAUGGCCCGUCUCCUGGCUGCGCUCAACGGCACCGAGUAUUUCCUGGCCUCGUGGCCCGCCGUCUUCCUCGUGGAGCGCGUCGGCCGCAGGAAGCUCAUGCUCUUCGGUGCCGCGGGUCAGGCUGCCACGAUGGCGAUCCUGGCAGGCGUCAACUCCGAGUUCGAGCGCACCACGAACAAGACCGCCGGCAUUGUCGGCAUCGUAUUCCUCUUCGUCUUCAACACCUUCUUCGCCGUGGGCUGGCUCGGCAUGACCUGGCUCUACCCAGCAGAGAUCGUACCGCUGCGCAUCCGCGCGCCAGCCAACGCGCUGUCGACGUCCGCGAACUGGAUCUUCAACUUCAUGGUCGUCAUGAUUACGCCAGUCGCCUUCGAGACCAUCGGCUAUCAGACCUACAUCAUCUUUGCCGUCAUCAACGCCUUCAUGGUGCCCUCGGUCUACUUCUUCUACCCCGAGACCGCGUACCGCAGUCUCGAGGAGAUGGAUAGCAUCUUCCAUCAUGUCACUGGCUGGAAGGGCGUCUUCACUGUCGUGCACCAGGCCAAGGUCGAGCCCAGGCGCUACGGCAAGAACGGCGAGCUGCUGGUCGAUUACUCUGACACCGAGGAGGGGCGCGCCCACGGCCAUGGCCAAAAGCGGAACAGCGAUGAUAAGGGUGUUUUAAGCCAUGAUGACAAUGGGUCGUCUGCUCAUGGCGGGACCGGGGUGCUGGUACAGCACGAUGAGGAGAAGAAGGCCUAGGCUCUCUAGGUCGUGUCUGGCUUGGACAUGUGACAUGCAUGCUUCGAGCGGCUCGAAGGACCUUUUAUGGUCCAGCAAUAGAUACCCUGAUCUUAAUGUAGUGGAUACAGAUCGAAGUGACAAG